AUGUCCUUUGAGGACAGAGACGAGGAGGACACCUCGCAAGCUGGAUGUGAGACACCUCGCAAGCUGGAUGUGAGAGCCUUCCUUCUUAGGCGACUCACUGAACAUACUCAGCAGCUUCAGGAGCGUUCUGGACCACGCCUGGGGCUCAACCUGGACCCAGAUGCUGCGGUCCUCCCCAAAGAGGGCUGGCUGGAGCAGCGGCUGGACCCUUUCAAUGCAUCUGAUGGACGAGUCUUCCUGCAGGCAGGAACCCAGCUGCCCCUCCCCUCUGAUUCCAGGCUGGCAGACAUGGCCUCUGCCCACCUCGCCCUCUCUCGCCUUCUCAACGUCUCCUCCUCCAGCCCGUGGAUCUGCUUCGGAGGCUCCUAUGCUGGCUCCCUGGCCGCCUGGGCCCGGCUGAAGAUUGUCCUGCACAGCCUGGAACAGAAGUGUUUAAGCACUUCCCGAGCAGAGACAGUGGCACAGCUGAGGAACAGAGAUCCUCAAGUGUCCAGCAUGGGUGACCGGCAGUGGUUGUACCAGACGUGUACUGAGUUUGGCUUCUAUAUCACCUGUGCGGGCCCUGGAUGUCCUUUCUCCCAGCUCCCAACGCUGCCCUCCCAGCUCAGUCUAUGUGAGCAGGUGUUUGGCCUCUCCAUUUCCUCAGUAUCCCAGGCUGUGGACCAGACAAAUUACUACUAUGGCGGCCAGAUCCCGAGGGCUACCCACGUGCUUUUCGUUAAUGGGGACUCAGACCCCUGGCAUGUGCUCAGUGUCACACAGUCUUUGGGGCCCUUGGAGUCAGCCCUUCUCAUUCCCAAUGCCUCCCACUGCUUGGACAUGGCACCCGAGAGCUCCUCAGACGCCCCCAGCCUCCGCCUAGCCCAGCAGUAUGUGGCACCAGUGUUGUUGUUAGGUGCCAUCAAGUUUUAUUCCACUCAGAGGGGCCCCGAUGUAUAA
Messenger RNA from Echinops telfairi (small Madagascar hedgehog), 939 nucleotides. It is a transcript of the gene PRSS16, whose product is annotated as serine protease 16. Gene Ontology annotation, molecular function: dipeptidyl-peptidase activity; serine-type exopeptidase activity. Gene Ontology annotation, biological process: proteolysis. The record is from RefSeq and is a predicted model, not a curated record. The transcript is spliced from 7 exons. The coding region runs from base 1 to 939 and encodes 312 amino acids. NCBI's taxonomy places the organism in Eukaryota, Metazoa, Chordata, Mammalia, Afrosoricida, Tenrecidae. Gene Ontology annotation, cellular component: lysosome; endosome.